Trichechus manatus latirostris (Florida manatee) is the source of this 2738-nucleotide messenger RNA. It is a transcript of the gene COL25A1, whose product is annotated as collagen type XXV alpha 1 chain. Lineage: Eukaryota; Metazoa; Chordata; Mammalia; Sirenia; Trichechidae. The transcript is spliced from 38 exons. The coding region runs from base 514 to 2478 and encodes 654 amino acids. The record is from RefSeq and is a predicted model, not a curated record.
GGAUGCCGCGACUUCGGCCUCGCGACUCGCGUUUACUCAUUGGCUUCGUUUCCUCUCUCGUCUCCACUUGGCCACCCCUUUUGCGCUGCGCUCUCACUCAGCCUUUUUGCCUUGAACUGAUUCAAGGUGGAAACAGGUCGGCGUGCGGGAGAAAACACCGAAUAGCUAGAAAUAAGGAAAACUAACAGACGCAACAGGUCCGGUGCUCUGUGGGGAGGGCGAGCGGCGAUCCCUCUCCGCGCCUUGCCCGGAGCCCCUUGGACCCUGCGCAGCCGCUCUCGGAAAAGGUGUCUCUCCUCUGGGAGACCGGGAGGGCUAGUUGAGUGGGUUUCGUUUGGCUUUUUACUCCACUGUCACCCGGUCCCCGGGCUGAGGGUGCUUUCCACUCGCAGCUGGGAGGAGGGAAGAAAGCGGAGGAUGGUCCAUGCCUGCUUGUCUCGGCGCUGAGGAAGCGGAGAUUGCUCGAGGUGACAGAGGGUGGGAGGCGAAGCCGAGGCAGCCGACCCCGCCACGAUGCUGGUGAAGAAGCAAGCAGGCAAAGGAGGGGGCCGUGAGCCGGGCUCCGAGGAUCCGAGCCGCGCCGCUCAGCCCUGUGCCCGGACCUGGCCUCCGUGCGCUAUCCUGGCGGCCCUUCUGUCAGUGGUGGCUGUGAUGUCUUGUCUGUACCUGGGGGUGAAAACCAACGAUCUUCAGGCGAGGAUCGCCGCUCUUGAAUCUGCCAAAGGGGACACUUCUUUUCUUCUGCUGCCUGAUUCACUGGAUCAGCUCAAGGCAAUGGUGCAAGAGAAGGUGGAGGGACUUCUGGCUCAGAAAUCCUAUGAACAUAUGGCUAAAAUAAGAAUCGCAAGAGAAGCAUCUUCAGAGUGCAACUGCCCAGCAGGCCCUCCAGGGAAACGAGGUAAGAGGGGCCGAAGAGGAGAAUCUGGUCCUCCUGGACAGCCUGGUCCUCAGGGCCCUCCUGGUCCAAAAGGUGAUAAGGGAGAACAAGGUGACCAGGGACCUCGGAUGGUGUUCCCUAAAAUCAAUCAUGGGUUUCUCUCUGCUGAUCAGCAGCUCAUUAAACGCCGCUUGAUUAAGGGUGACCAAGGACAGGCGGGGCCUCCAGGACCUCCAGGACCUCCAGGCCCAAGAGGGCCUCCUGGGGACACAGGGAAAGAUGGCCCCCGUGGAAUGCCAGGAGUACCCGGUGAACCAGGGAAACCAGGAGAACAAGGCUUAAUGGGUCCUCUGGCCCCUCCAGGACAAAAGGGUUCUGUUGGAGCACCUGGCAUUCCAGGGAUGGAUGGGCAAAAGGGUGAACCCGGCUUACCUGGAGCAGUAGGACAGAGCGGAAUACCAGGAUCGAAGGGAGAGCCUGGAGAACGAGGAGAAAAGGGAGAUGCUGGAGAAAAUGGCCCCAAAGGUGACACAGGCAAAAAGGGUGACCCUGGAUCAUCUGCUGCAGGAAUUAAGGGAGAACCUGGAGAAUCUGGUCGUCCAGGGCAAAAGGGCGAACCAGGGCUUCCUGGGCUUCCUGGACUUCCGGGGAUAAAGGGAGAACCAGGUUUCAUUGGUCCUCAAGGAGAACCAGGCUUACCAGGGUUACCAGGAACAAAAGGCGAACGUGGGGAGGCAGGGCCUCCUGGAAGAGGGGAGCGAGGGGAUCCUGGAGCCCCUGGACCAAAGGGCAAGCAAGGUGAAUCAGGAAGUAGAGGCCCAAAGGGGUCCAAGGGUGAUCGUGGAGACAAAGGGGACUCUGGAGCCCUGGGACCAAGGGGUCCACCUGGUCCAAAAGGGGAUCAAGGAGCCACCGAGAUCAUAGACUACAAUGGCAAUCUCCAUGAAGCCUUGCAGAGGAUUACCACCUUAACUGUCACGGGUCCUCCAGGACCUCCUGGACCUCAAGGACUACAAGGGCCAAAGGGAGAGCCAGGAUCUCCAGGAAUCCCAGGAGCUGAUGGAGAGCAGGGGUUCAAAGGCUCAAAGGGAGACAUGGGGGACCCAGGUAUGCCAGGUGAAAAAGGAGGAAUUGGACUUCCUGGAUUACCGGGUGCCAAUGGAAUGAAAGGAGAAAAAGGAGACUCCGGAUUGCCAGGUCCUCAGGGUCCCUCCAUCAUAGGCCCACCAGGCCCACCAGGUCCCCACGGCCCACCAGGCCCCAUGGGACCCCAUGGACUUCCUGGACCAAAGGGUACAGAUGGCCCUAUGGGACCUCAUGGCCCUGCAGGUCCCAAAGGAGAAAGAGGUGAAAAAGGAGCUGUGGGAGAGCCAGGACCCAGAGGGCCCUAUGGUCUGCCUGGGAAAGAUGGAGAGCCUGGUCUGGAUGGCUUCCCUGGUUCGCGUGGUGAGAAGGGUGAUCUAGGAGAGAAGGGAGAAAAGGGAUUCCGUGGCGUUAAGGGGGAAAAAGGGGAGCCAGGCCAGCCUGGCCUGGAUGGGCUGGAUGCCCCUUGCCAAUUGGGACCAGAUGGAUUACCCAUGCCCGGCUGUUGGCAAAAGUGAUGAAUCUAACCUUCCAAGCAUGAAGUUGUGUAUAUAAUGGUCCACUUUUUAUAUUUAUAGUUGAAAACCGAAUUGCAGAUUUUACAAGUCUGAGAUAUGUUUACAUACAGCUGCUUCUUCCUAUUUGCAGUAGUACACAUGUCCUUGUUUUCUUCACUUACUUCUGAAAUUGAGCAGUUUGUGAAACCAGUGAGAGAAGCCUACAAAAAUAGAGAUCUUUUGAUCUUAUGUGAAGUUAUGUAUUUAUAUGGACAUACCAG